Messenger RNA from Bombus impatiens (common eastern bumble bee), 4239 nucleotides. RefSeq lists its product as uncharacterized. The transcript is spliced from 2 exons. The coding region runs from base 71 to 790 and encodes 239 amino acids. The record is from RefSeq and is a predicted model, not a curated record. Lineage: Eukaryota; Metazoa; Arthropoda; Insecta; Hymenoptera; Apidae.
UUAAAAUAGAUCUUCCGGUUUGCCGAGUUACUUAGCCUGUCGUUAUUAAAUUUGUUUAUCGAAAUCAGAGAUGUAUGCCUGCCCACCUAUGCCUCCUGUACCCUGCCCACCGGAAUGUCCACCCUCGAAACCGAAAUACGAUCCUUCUGCAAGAUAUUACCGAGAAAUCGGGACUGCGGUGAUUGGAAAUCAUUUGAUAAUUCGUAUGGAAAGAGAAAAGGGAAAAUCGAAGAAGUUGAAAGGUUGGGAUCCGCCGUGCGAUUGCGACGUGAUAGAAAUACAGAGGCCGACGAGCACCCAAGGGCCGAAAAUAUUGAAGGGGACUGACAACAAUCGGAUCCUGUUCCGUGUCGAGUCGAAUAACGCUGCUGCGAAAAUAGACGAGGAAGAUACCAAGCCUCAAGCCAUUUCUUACGAGGUUGGCCAAUGUAGGGGAGGUCCAAACACGAAUAAUCAGUGCAGGACGUUCACUAUUUACCCCGUUCUCGAUGGUUCCGAUGCCCAGGAAGUCCAUACGGAUCGCGUGACCGAAGGAAACGAGAACGUGUUCAUGUUAAAAGUGAAAAAGAAAGGUAUUUCCGUUGAUGAACCGAGAAGAAACGUAGAACUCGAGUUGAGAACGCCUAAACCACCGACACCACCGGCACCACCUCCGGAAGAACCGAUACUGAAAUAUCAACAACCGACCCGAAAUGUUGAUUUUACGCAAAACGAACAUGAUACAGCGAAGACGAUGUCAAAAACAAAAUUAAGAAAAAUUAAAAAACGGGGGAAGAUGGGAAAAAAAUAAUUUAGAAUCUGUAAGAAACGUUUCAUCGUUUGAAAAAAUUCAAAACACGUAGAGAAGUAAAUAAAGGCCACGCUGUUUCGCAUAGUAAAAUACAUUUAAGGAGAAAACAAUUUUAAAGAAUUAAAAAAGCUCGUCCUCUUCCUCGUAAAGAUCUAAGAGAAGUUUUCUCCAGAAUCGUAAAAAUCAUUGUUACAUCGCCAAAAUUUAAAAAGUGAGACAAUUUCUAAAAUAUCAUCGAACAUCUAGAAGCCACAGAAAGUCGCCUUGGAAUUAUUGAAAAUACUACUAACAAUUUUACUACCUAAAAAGCCUCGGUAUUAGCAUUGUCAACACUUACUGAGUCAUUGUUACAACGAACUCGCAGGUACAUCGUCAUUCUACGUAUUUACGCCGAGACUACCGAACGAUUUCUGAAUGAACUUGCAGACAGGGUUCCUCAAUGAAGUUCGCAAAAAUGUAGGAACAGGUCUGUGAUGCGUAAAAGUGUGCGAGUCAGCGUGCCUCCUUCCUCGUUCAUCUAUAGCAGAAGCAUCUGUAGAAAAUUGUUUCGUUACGGCCGAAUGAAUCGUCCUCGAUGCUCCGCUUUCCCGAAGAGGUCCUUGGAUCGUCAACGAGGAAUCGUCAAUGAGGACGAUCGAUGAUGCGACGCCUCUCCUGGGACCUUAUUGUGAACCAUUCGAAUUAACGUUGGGAUGAUCCUUGUAAUUGCCUCUAACGCCUUCCUUCCUUUUGUAAUUGUUACUUCACAACGAUCGUUGCGAAUGACAACGGGUAUUCUGCGUAGCGUAGCAUUGACAAGUUUCUCAGAGGAAUAUAGGAUGGUAUUUUUUAAUGAUUCUUCUGAUUGCACGCUGUGAUAACGGGAAAUUUCGGUGAAUCGGAUAGCUUGACAUUUUUAGAAUAUUAUUGUAAUUUGGAAUUUCUUGAUCAUUUUUACGGAGGUCUUUGGUUUCUUGGUAUCUGUGCCGAGCUAAUAACGAUGCAUGUGCGUUAAUUACAUAAGAGUAACAAUAGUAUCGAAUUUUUGAUAAUCUUCUCGACGAUCUGAUGUUUGUAACUUUUCUAUAUUUCCAACGGCAGAAAAAUUCUCAAUUUCUACGAAAUCUCAAAGAAAUAAUAAUUCUUUCGUUGAACAAGACUCGAUAACGCGGAGAAAAUUAAACGAAAAGGUAUGGAGGAAUAAGAAAGAAAAGCGUGGCGUGUUCAUAAUCGCGAUCGUCGUGGCAGUUUAUAAAACUGUCGUUCUAUCCGUGUGGUCGGCUAGUCUAACAAAAGUUCUGGUCAAUAAAUUAGACGAACAACGAGAAGGACGUGCUCCCGAUGUACGAAAAAUAGCGUGACACGUAUGAUCGCGUCGGUAGGUGGAAGAGCGAACGUCUGUUCCAGUGGCAGUCUGUCGUAAAGAAAAGUCUGCGGUCACCAAUGAAUGGAACGACAAGUGGCCAAGAUAUUAUACGUGGGACGAAUCUCUUCAACGAAUAGAAAGGAAUCUUCUCGAGGGAGGGAAUUUUAGGGUGAAAAAAUAAUUGGAAAGACUUCGGUAAUAGAAUGAAGAAUUUUCGCACGGUUCCACGUAAGUUUAAGAAUCUUUUGUAACAUGAACAAACAAAUCUUUAGACCUUCGAGAUACUACAUGGAAUAAUUUUUCUAACAUUAAGAAGAUAGUCUAAUUGCACGAAAAACGAUUGUUCUAAUAUUAGACAGUAUUAAGAAUUGUUCUAACAUCGAAAGAAGAUACUAAGUAGUUCUCGAAAAAACGUUAAGAAUUUUUAAGCUUGAGCAAGCUGUGAAUAGAGAUCAAUUAAAAGGCAAAUCUUUUUCUUUAUUUUAUCAAUUCGUCGCCCGAUGUUUUAAAUUAAAAUUCCUCUAUAUCGUAGCAGCUAUCUAUGCUCAAAGAAUCGACAGAAGAUCCUUCAGUUACGCCCAUAAUCGUUCUUUGGGAACAACGUGGAUCGUUUCAUUUUUCAUCGAAUGGAAUAUCCUUCCCAUGAUAUCCACGAUGUUACGCUGAAAUAUCGUCUUCAUUCGGUGUUCUUCAUUGUCUGCGGGUCCCCGUAUUUUUUUCUUAAUUCUCUGACACUAGAAACGGGGCUCUGGUGGGCGGGUGGCUAUUUCUGCUGCCUGGAAAAAGAGUGAAUGGCGUCCAAGUCGAGGUCCAUUCAGACGAGCACCUGACUCCCGACUUUUUCAAUCGUGAGAAUCGGUUCGAAGAUUUUUCGGGGUCGAUUCGACGUUAUGAUGAAAAAACGAGGGAAACCGAGAAGAAUCCGUGGCUCCUCUGAGUUUAGGUGGAAAAGUGGUUGUGCUAAACUUUUAAAGAGUAACUUAGUAGAAGAAGAUGUUCUUCAGGAUGGUCGAAGCUUUUGUGCAUUUCACGGCGAAACUUGUACGCAGUUUAUCAAUUUUCAAAUUUCAAAUUUAGACUCUGACAGAGAUUCUAUAAUUGUUAAAAAUAAUAUACGAAGGGAUUUUUUACAAUUGAAGGGAAAUGACAUCGCAAGGUGAUCGAAGCUCUUGCGAUUCUUAAAAGAAACUUUGUAAUGACUCUCACGAGGCUCUUCUAAAUUUUUAGCUUUACUAGAUGUUAUAUUUGAAGAUAUUAUAUUUACCGAAAGCAAACUUUACUAAAAAGCUAUUCUGCAAAAGUUUCCCAAGAUUUUCUUUAUUUUCUCAAUUUAUUCUUCUAUUACCAUAUCAUAUUUUGCACGAAUAUUAUUCGGUUCUACUGUAUUGCUAUUAGAAUAUUGUUCUUAAGAAUAUACUUCUUAACUGGUUACCUAAUAGUUACCCUAAUUACCUUAACUUCUUAGUAGAAGAACGACAAUUUAUUUUACGGUAACUGUCCUAACAGGAUACCAAAUUCGUUGUGGCUUGAUUUCAGAGGACGUAACUAAGGGUUGUUUUCUAGUCAACUUGUUAACAAUUAGAUGCUGUAGCUUUUGCGAUGUUGCAAGUUGAGACAGAAUAGGAUUGUACAACUAUAACUGACGUUUUACUGGUAAUUAUAUGUCAACCGAACAAAUAGCCGACGUCGACGAAUCAACUGUUAAGUGGUUUUCAGGGAGGAGCUACUCGCUGUGAAAAUAAAUCAGUAGUCAAGGAUUAAAACGGCUACGCUCAGAAAAAGCGUUCCGUCUGAAGGUAACGAAACUUCCAUGGAAUAUACCUGAUCUAGGACAGUGCGUUUGAAGGCUAUUUCAGGCCUCUGAAAAUUGUUUCAAUGUAUCUCCCAUAAAUUUCUUACGUCUUGAAAUACUCCCGAUGCGAUAAUUAACGAGUUUCCUAAUGACUGUGAAUAUCUUUGAUCGAAACAGCUUCCUACUGUCUAUUUUCGACCGUAUCAUGUUCCAUGAUCGUCAGAAAGUUGCUUAAAUUCGGCGAAAAUAUAAGAGAAAAUGGCAUUGUUCUUCUUAAAAUAUUAAAAGUCUUCCUAAUAGAGACAUAAAACG